Messenger RNA from Rhinopithecus roxellana (golden snub-nosed monkey), 1470 nucleotides. RefSeq names its product mitochondrial ribosomal protein S30 (gene MRPS30). Gene Ontology annotation, cellular component: mitochondrial large ribosomal subunit; ribosome; mitochondrion. Gene Ontology annotation, molecular function: structural constituent of ribosome. Bases 57 to 1364 code for a protein of 435 amino acids. The record is from RefSeq and is a predicted model, not a curated record. The transcript has 5 exons. Gene Ontology annotation, biological process: translation. NCBI's taxonomy places the organism in Eukaryota, Metazoa, Chordata, Mammalia, Primates, Cercopithecidae.
AGCAAGAGAGGGACAAUUGUUUAAGUCGACCUCUGGGACCGGAACCGCGGGUAAAGAUGGCGGCGGCCAGGUGUUGGAGGCCUAUGCUCCGCCGUCCGAGCCUUUCAUUGCACACCGCGGCUGAUGCCGCCGCCACGGCUACAGAAACGACCUGCCAAGAUGUCGCAGCGACCCCCGUCGCGCGGUACCCGCCGAUUGUGGCCUCCAUGACAGCCGACAGCGAGGCGGCACGGCUGCGGCGAAUCGAACGCUGGCAGGCGACGGUGCACGCUGCGGAGUCGGUAGACGAGAAGCUGCGAAUUCUCACCAAGAUGCAGUUUAUGAAGUACAUGGUUUACCCGCAGACCUUCGCGCUGAACGCUGACCGCUGGUACCAGUACUUCACCAAGACCGUGUUCCUGUCGGGUCUGCCGCCGCCCCCCGCGGAGCCCGAGCCCGAACCCGAACCCGCGCUGGACCUCGCGGCGCUGCGUGCCGUCGCCUGCGACUGCCUGCUGCAGGAGCACUUUUACCUGGGGCGUAAACGGCGCGUGCACCGUUACCAGGAGAGCGAGGUCAUAUCUUUGCCUUUCCUGGAUCAGCUGGUGGCAACCCUCGUGGGCCUCCUCAGCCCACACAACCCGGCCCUGGCCGCCGCCGCCCUCGAUUAUAGACGCCCAGUUCAUUUUUACUGGGUGCGUGGUGAAGAAAUUAUUCCUCGUGGUCAUCGAAAAGGUCGAAUUGAUAACUUGCGAUACCAGAUAGAUGAUAAACCAAACAACCAGAUUCGACUAUCCAAGCAACUCGCAGAGUUUGUGCCAUUGGAUUAUUCUGUUCCUAUAGAAAUCCCCACUAUAAAAUGUAAACCAGACAAACUUCCAUUAUUCAAACGGCAGUAUGAAAACCGUAUAUUUGUUGGCUCAAAAACUGCAGAUCCUUGCUGUUACGGUCACACCCAGUUUCAUCUGUUACCUGACAAAUUAAGAAGGGAAAGACUUUUGAGACAAAACUGUGCUGAUCAGAUAGAAGUUGUUUUUAGAGCUAAUGGUGUUGCAAGCCUUUUUGCUUGGACUGGAGCACAAGCUAUGUAUCAAGGAUUCUGGAGUGAAGCAGAUGUUACUCGACCUUUUGUCUCCCAGGCUGUGAUCACAGAUGGAAAAUACUUUUCCUUUUUCUGCUACCAGCUAAAUACUUUGGCACUGACUACACAAGCUGAUCAAAAUAACCCUCGUAAAAAUAUAUGUUGGGGUACACAAAGUAAGCCUCUUUAUGAAACAAUUGAGGAUAAUGAUGUGAAAGGUUUUAAUGAUGAUGUUCUACUUCAGAUAGUUCACUUUCUACUGAAUAGACCAAAAGAAGAAAAAGCACAGCUGUUGGAAAACUGAAAAAACAUACUUGAUUGAGAACUUUGGGAAUAUUUAAAUUUUACUGAAGGAACAGUAAUGAGAUUUGUAACUGUCAACUAUUAAAUACAUUGAUUUUUGAGAUAAA